Messenger RNA from Ceutorhynchus assimilis (cabbage seed weevil), 498 nucleotides. NCBI's taxonomy places the organism in Eukaryota, Metazoa, Arthropoda, Insecta, Coleoptera, Curculionidae. The record is from the annotation of a GenBank genome assembly.
AUGGUGAUUGCAAAAGAAAAUAUAACAAUAUUGCGUAAUUUAGACUUUUUGGAAGUAUCAGAGUUGCCAAAUCCCUUAUGUACGUACCAACUGUACCAGAGUUUCGUCAAUGCGGUCCAAGGAUGCGGUACUGCUAUCAAAAACACCGAGACUGAUCACGAGAGACUUUUGAAGAUGCGAGAAGCUGUACAAAAGCUACCUCCCCCACAUUACAGAACUUUGGAGUACGUUAUGCGACAUCUCGCCAGAGUAUCAAAUCAUAGUGGCAGUACAGGAAUGACGACUAGGAAUUUGGCCAUCGUUUGGGCCCCGAAUUUGCUGAGAUGCGAAGCUUUGGAAGUUGGCGGAGUUGCCGCCCUUCAAGGAGUUGGAGUACAAAUAGCUCAAAACAAAGGUCAGUGUAGCCUGAAUCCCAUCAAAAUAUUAUUGAUUGGUUUAUAUACUAGAAAAAAAAUUGACAAAAACACGGAAAUUGAAUUCUACUCGAAAAUACUGUAA